This is a messenger RNA of Lemur catta (Ring-tailed lemur), 2700 nucleotides long. RefSeq names its product GRAM domain containing 1A (gene GRAMD1A). Gene Ontology annotation, biological process: intracellular sterol transport. Gene Ontology annotation, molecular function: sterol binding; sterol transfer activity. The record is from RefSeq and is a predicted model, not a curated record. The transcript has 19 exons. Lineage: Eukaryota; Metazoa; Chordata; Mammalia; Primates; Lemuridae. Bases 330 to 2375 code for a protein of 681 amino acids. Gene Ontology annotation, cellular component: endoplasmic reticulum-plasma membrane contact site; endoplasmic reticulum membrane; plasma membrane.
CCUACCCUGGGCUCUGUCCUGGGGCCAGAGAAGUGACCAAGACAACCCCAAGGCUUGCCAUCACACAGCGACAGCUGGGGUGGGAGCUGCCUGGGAGCUUGUGGGGAGCCGCAGAAGGGAAGACGUGUCUGAGCAAGAGUCUUGAAGGAUUUGCUGUGCAAAGAAGAGGAACGAUGGUCUAGACAGAGGGGACUAAGGCUUGGAGGCCAGAGAGACAAGUCACCACGCCCCACUCUGGCCGGAGCACGCCCAGCAGCUCCCCAUCUCUCCGUAAGCGGCUGCAGCUCUUGCCCCCAAGCCGGCCUCCACCUGAGCCGGAACCAGGCACCAUGGUGGAGAAGGGGUCAGAUAGCUCCUCGGAGAAGGGUGGGGUGCCCGGGACCCCCAGCACCCAGAGCCUGGGCAGCCGGAAUUUCAUCCGCAACAGCAAGAAGAUGCAGAGCUGGUACAGUAUGCUGAGCCCCACUUACAAGCAGCGUAAUGAGGACUUCCGGAAACUGUUCAGCAAACUCCCCGAAGCCGAACGCCUCAUCGUGGAUUACUCCUGUGCCCUGCAGCGGGAGAUCCUCCUUCAGGGCCGCCUCUAUCUCUCUGAGAACUGGAUCUGCUUCUACAGCAACAUCUUCCGCUGGGAGACGACGAUUUCCAUCCAGCUGAAGGAAGUGACGUGUCUGAAGAAGGAAAAGACGGCCAAGCUGAUCCCCAAUGCCAUCCAGAUCUGUACAGAGAGCGAGAAGCAUUUCUUCACGUCCUUUGGGGCCCGUGACCGCUGCUUCCUCCUCAUCUUCCGCCUCUGGCAGAACGCGCUGCUUGAAAAGACGCUGAGUCCCCGUGAGCUCUGGCACCUGGUGCACCAGUGCUACGGCUCGGAGCUGGGCCUCACCAGCGAGGACGAGGACUAUGUCUGCCCCUUGCAGCUGAAUGGUCUGGGGACCCCCAAGGAGGUGGGCGAUGUGAUUGCCCUGAGCGACAUCACCCCCUCGGGGGCAGCUGACCACAGCCAGGAGCCAAGCCCCGUGGGUUCUCGGCGUGGCCGCAUCACCCCCAACCUUUCCCGAGGCAGCAGUGACGCCGACCAUGGGGCAGAGGAGGACAAGGAGGAGCAGAUGGACAGCCAGCCAGAUGCUUCCUCCAGCCAGACGGUGACGCCAGUGGCCGAACCCCCCAGCGCAGAGCCCAUCCCGCCCGAUGGGCCCGCCUCCCUGGGCCCCUUGGACCUCCUGCCCAGUGAGGAGCUGUUGACGGACACGAGUAACUCCUCUUCGUCUACCGGGGAGGAAGCUGACCUGGCCGCCCUGCUUCCCGAUCUCUCCGGCCGUCUCCUCAUCAACUCUGUCUUCCACGUGGGCGCGGAGCGGCUCCAGCAGAUGCUCUUCUCGGACUCGCCCUUCCUCCAGAGCUUCCUGCAGCAGUGCAAGUUCACAGAUGUGACCUUGAGCCCCUGGAGCGGAGACAGCAAGUGCCACCAGCGUCGAGUGCUGACGUACACCAUUCCCAUCAACAACCCACUGGGCCCCAAGAGCGCCUCUGUGGUGGAGACACAGACGCUGUUCCGGCGCGGCCCGCAGGCUGGUGGGUGUGUGGUGGACUCCGAGGUGCUGACGCAGGGCAUCCCCUACCAGGACUAUUUCUACACUGCCCACCGCUACUGCAUCCUGGGCAUUGCUCGGAACAAGGCCCGGCUCCGAGUGUCCUCCGAGAUCCGUUACCGAAAGCAGCCGUGGAGCCUCGUGAAGUCGCUCAUUGAGAAGAACUCCUGGAGCGGCAUCGAGGAUUAUUUCCACCACCUGGAGCGAGAGCUCGCCAAGGCCGAGAAGCUGUCCCUGGAGGAAGGCGGGAAGGACGCCCGAGGGCUGCUGUCAGGCCUGCGGCGGCGGAAGCGGCCCCUGAGCUGGAGGGGUCACGGUGACGGGCCCCAGCACCCAGACCCUGACCCCUGUGCCCGGGCUGGCGUGCACACCUCAGGCUCCCUCGGCUCCCGCUUCUCUGAAUCGUCCUCGGACCAGGGCCCCGGGGCUGGCAUCCCCAGCGCCCUGGUGCUCAUUAGCAUUGUCCUCAUCGUCCUCAUCGCCCUCAACGUCCUCCUCUUCUACCGCCUCUGGUCCCUGGAGAGGACGGCCCACACCUUCGAGUCCUGGCACAGCCUGGCCCUGGCCAAGGGCAAGUUCCCCCAGACGGCCACGGAGUGGGCCGAGAUCCUGGCCCUGCAGAAGCAGUUCCACAGCGUCGAGGUGCACAAGUGGAGGCAGAUCCUGCGCGCUUCCGUGGAGCUCCUGGACGAGAUGAAGUUCUCCCUGGAGAAGCUGCACCAAGGCAUCACAGUCUCAGACCCUCCCUUCGAUGCCCAGCCCCGGCCGGAGGACAGCUUCUCCUGAGGACGCCUGGCCCUGCAGCCGACCUCUCAAAUGGACAAACACACACAGCCUUGGCGGCCACUGCUGGCACGGUGUGAGCGCCGGGCACCUCCCGCCCGCCCCUCCCGGCGGCCCGACCAGGGACCGUGCAGAUGUGGGGACCACAGAACUGAGAUGCACUUUAGACCAGGGAGCUGGCCUGGCCUCUGGCAGGCCCCCCACUAACUUAUUUUGCCUGGCUGGGGUUGUGGGGGGCGCCUCCUGGGGUGCACGAUUCCCUCAGCUCUGGGUUUAAUGUAUUAUAUUUAUUUGGGGUUGGCAGAGCCCCAAUAAAGGGUUGGAAAUG